AUGACGGUGUCCAUGCCUGGCUACGCUGCUGUGCCGCACCUGGUGUACACCCAGCACGUAGCCAUGGUGACCCCUACAGCUGCUGUGCAGGCGCUGCUGCCGGAGGUUAUGAUGCCCACUGUGACGCCGCCACCUGGUUUUGCCGCUCCUGCUGCAGCCCCGGACUUCUGGUGUCCCAAGAGCUCUCCCCUGGACCUUCCUCCUGUGCAGAGGAUGCUGCUGGUUUCUGCCCUGCCUCCUGUUCCUGAGUAUUCUGCCACUCCAGUUUUGGUACCAGUUCCUGCCGCCGUCAUUCCUGCCCAUGGUGUUGCUGCUCCCACCCCAGGUCCUUCCGGACAGUUGAAUUUAGAAAGUCAGGUAGUGUCAGGAAUAGUGAAACUUGCAGGUGUUGAAAGUUUGCCCGUUGAUGGCGUUGACAUUAGUGUCCGUAAUGACUUAGCUUUAUCCAAGAAUGUGAAUCCUGUUGUGAGGGAUAUUCCGGUGCCUGAAAGGCAGUAA
Molecule: messenger RNA, 498 nt
Organism: Macrobrachium nipponense
Lineage: Eukaryota; Metazoa; Arthropoda; Malacostraca; Decapoda; Palaemonidae
Exons: 2
Coding region: 1-498 (165 amino acids)
Source: RefSeq, a predicted model, not a curated record